Molecule: messenger RNA, 2642 nt
Organism: Mercenaria mercenaria
Lineage: Eukaryota; Metazoa; Mollusca; Bivalvia; Venerida; Veneridae
Product: transmembrane emp24 domain-containing protein 9-like
Exons: 5
Coding region: 51-704 (217 amino acids)
Biological process (GO): intracellular protein transport; endoplasmic reticulum to Golgi vesicle-mediated transport; Golgi organization
Cellular component (GO): endoplasmic reticulum-Golgi intermediate compartment; endoplasmic reticulum; COPII-coated ER to Golgi transport vesicle
Source: RefSeq, a predicted model, not a curated record
GUGGCAGUGCGCAUGCGUUAGUGGAUUCCGGUGUUUGACUUCCUGUAAAAAUGUCCAACAUGUCAAUUCAACGUUUAUUUCUUGUUUUCUUAUGGUUUACGACCGUAUCUGGUCUUUAUUUUCACAUAGGUGAAACUGAAAAGAAAUGCUUUAUUGAAGAAAUACCUGAUGAAACUAUGGUUGUUGGAAGAUAUAAGGUUCAGAUAUUUGACAAAAAUGUCAAUGAUUAUGUGCCAACUGUUCAAGGUCUAGGGAUGCACGUGGAAAUAAAAGAUACUGAUUCAAAAAUUGUGCUUUCACGGACAUAUGCGUCAGAAGGAAGAUUUACGUUCACAUCACACUCUGCAGGAGAACACAUCAUGUGUCUUCAUUCUAACUCUAGUGCUUGGUUCUCAAGUGGACAGUUGAGAGUGCAUUUAGACAUUCAGGUUGGUGAACAUGCUGUAGAUUAUCAACAGAUCCAGGCUAAGGAUAAACUGUCCGAACUACAACUUCGUAUCAGACAACUGCUAGACCAGGUUGAACAAAUUACAAAGGAACAAAAUUAUCAAAGAACUCGAGAGGAAAGGUUCCGUCACACAAGCGAGAGCACCAAUCAGAGAGUGUUCUGGUGGUCUGUCGGUCAAACUGGAGCAUUAAUUCUGAUUGGCUUGUUACAAGUUCGUCAUCUGAAGAAAUUUUUCAUUUCCAAGAAGCUUGUAUGAUGCUUAUAUUUUAUUAGAUACCAGGCAUUUUUUGUAUAACUUGACCACAUCGAAGAUAGUAUUACCACUGUAAAAAUUGGCGAUUUGCAAAAUGAUUGUGCUUACACUAUAAUUGAAUAUAUAUUAUAAAUUAAUUGACCUAAUUAACAGUUAAACUCAGAAGUCAUUUUUUGAGGGUUGGAGCUCAAGCAUAUAUAGCAGGUGAAUAUUAGAAGUCUGUUAUACUCUCUUUGUGGUUAGAAAUGAACACAUGCUUUAGAAAAUAAGUUGAAUAAAUGUAGGAUGUGUUACUGAUUUAAAAGGAGGGUUUUAAUGCGUGUUUCUAAAAAGAUGCAAGUGUGAAUGUUGUAUUAAUUUACCUUUGAUGUUAUAACACAUUUGUUAGUAUAAAUGCUAUCCAUAUUGUAAUAAUCAUAUUCUGGGCUACUUUUUAUAAAUAAUGAAAUAACUUACAGAUUUAGUAUCAAAUCAGGGUUUUGAAUUGUAGUACAGGGUUAUCAAUUUUUACCAUUUUACAAUGAGUAUGCAGCAUGGUAAACCUAAAAAGGUAAAUAUUUUUCUCCUGCUUCUAAUAUAUAUAUAGGUGUAUAUAUAUAUAUUGGCAAUAUACAUGUAUUGAUCAAUAUGGUAGCAUUUAUUUAGCAAUACUGUGAGCAAUUGUAACAGUUGUAUAUAAUCUUACAUAUUGAUAUUUGUGAUGAUCUAUUUAUGGUUCGAGGUGUAUUUUGUACAUAGCACAUUUAUACUGCAUUUUCAUGAUUGAUUAAAACAGCUUUCAUGUAGUAGGGGUUAGCAAUACGAAUGGUAGACACUUAUUACACUCAAAGAAAAAUUGCUUAUUAAUUAUCACAUACAAAUUGCCUGAUGAAUCAGUGAUGUUUGUGUUACUUAUAGCAACACCAAAUUAUAAAUGAAUUGUUCAUGGCAUGAUUAUGGAGGAAAAUGUAGUUGAUCUCAUAACAUUGUCCAAAAAGAUGAUUAAUUUGUUGUUGCCUAUUACAUGGCACUAACAAUCCUUUAUGCAUGCACAUUUAUUGCUGAUUUAUGACAAAUUUUACACAAAAACAACCAGUCUAUGUUAGUUACUGUCUUAACGUUCCACAAGGCUUUAAAUUUUAUGUUAAAAAUGGUUGAAAAAACUUUCCUAAUAGAUGUUGUGCAUAAUUACAUGGUAAGAAAACUGCUACUUUUAAUAAUGCACAUGAACAUUAAAAGUUCUAACAUUAAAGGGAGGUAAUAAAACUAACAGAUUCAAAUUAAACUUUAUACUAUGUUCAUCAAAAUUCAAACCUUCCUUAAAUGUUAGAGAAAACAAUUAUCAGAAAUAGGACUUAACAAGAAAUUAACAUAUUUUAUGUUCAUAAUGGAAAAUGUGGCAGCCACAUUUUAAGCAAAGGCAUUAUGACCCUUUAAGAUUGAAAACUUUAGUUUCUGUACCAGUUCUGGCAUUAUCUGAUAUUAAUCAUGAUUUAAUCGAAGGUCAGAUUUUGUAAAUUAAAUGAAAAAUCAAUUUUACAAUAUGGACAAAAUUCCUUAUAGUUCUCGUUUUAGUACCAAGGAAUCUGUUUUGAUCAGUCACUUGUUUUGACUUGUUCAUUGGACUGGCAUUUGUUUACCCAUCUACUGUUUCAAUAACUUUCUUUUACUUUUUCUGGACCCUUUUUAAGUGCGUUUUCAAUGAUUUCUUCUUCUGAGUUAUAAAUAAUAUUGGAACUAACAACAAAAGGGAAAUGAUAAGAAAUUUUCUGACUGCCUAACAAAGUAUAUUUUUCAACAACAUCAUUUUGGGAAUUUUGAAGUUUAUGGUCUGACUUUUCUGUUUAUAGAGGUUCAAGUAAUGGGACUCAGUUAAGUUUCUUUCAAUUAUUUUUUACCUAUUUGUUUUUUAUUUCCAUUACGCUGUGUACAAGACAAUGAAAUAAAAUGUAAAACAGUGAA